Anopheles funestus (African malaria mosquito) is the source of this 10846-nucleotide messenger RNA. It is a transcript of the gene vir, whose product is annotated as protein virilizer. NCBI's taxonomy places the organism in Eukaryota, Metazoa, Arthropoda, Insecta, Diptera, Culicidae. The record is from RefSeq and is a predicted model, not a curated record. The transcript is spliced from 4 exons. The coding region runs from base 303 to 6872 and encodes 2189 amino acids. Gene Ontology annotation, cellular component: RNA N6-methyladenosine methyltransferase complex. Gene Ontology annotation, molecular function: RNA binding.
CAUAUUGGUUGUGACGCAGGGAAAUGUCGCUGUCACAAACCACUUCCUGACCGUACAGCGGGCGUCCCAAAAAAAAAAGCGUCCGUAUCCGCAUCAUCCGCUGGAAACAAAAAGUGUUCAAAGCGAACAUUUUCGCUCCAUUCAACCAGUGACAUUCGUUGGGGAAAUAUCGUGUGAUCUAGUAGUUAAAUCACAGGUUGAAUCAAGUGCCGCAAUAGCAGUGAUGUAGUGCAGAGUGCAAUAAGAAAGUAACUGCAUCUUGGUGUGUGUUCGCGCAGGGCGUUUGAUAGAUUUGGCAGAAGAUGGAGGUCGAACUACCGGAGCUACUGUUUUUCGAUACGUUUUCUCACGACACAUACGAGCAAAACCUGGAUCUGGUGCAGUUUCCGAAGCCGGUCUACAUUACGGAGGUGCGCAUCAUCCCGCUCGGGGCACGCGUUCAUGCGGACUUUCCGGGUGGCGUACGGUUGGGUGCCACCAAUCCGUCCAACUUCCACAUUCAGCUGUAUGUAAACGACCUGGGCAAACCAGGCGCACCGAUCUUCGAGAGCCUCGGUGAGCUGGAAUACAACCAGAACAAUUGCAUCCAUCUGCAGUGCAGCACCGGUACCGGGCCGGGCGAUGAGUUCGUGCGUCGCAUCCCAACCGAUGGGUUGGUGCUGAAGGGUUGGUACACAACGAUGACGCUUGCUGUGUACGGCAUCCUGACGACCAGCAUCGCCGAACCGAUUGUGUCACCGCGCGAAACAACGCCACAGCCGAACGAGCAGUUGCUCGUCGUACCGGACCAUCAUCAUCAUUUGCUGCAUCAUCACCAUCACCUGCAUCAUCAUGGUGCGGGUGGUGUAGGCAUUGCGGAACCGUCGUGUGGUGGUGGCGAUUGGAUACAGGAACCACCGUUACCGGGGCUGGUGACGGCCCACCCAGCGGAGACGGUAUUUGUUCAGAAAGAGUAUCCCGAAGAUGAUAGUGAGGAUGCACCGAAGGAUCCGCGACCGUAUGCACGCCGGGCAGCGGCAGCAGCUGCUGCCGUAAUUACCCAUCCACUGCCGGCAAGUGCAGCAAGCCCACCGGAACCCAUUUACGAACCACUGGAGGCGGGGAAAAUAUUACCCGGAGAGUGUGACCCACCGUUGCCGGAAAAACGCUCGAAAGCGUGCUUACCUUCGGCGCGUCCAGUCGAACCGGUGGUACCGGCGUACGGAUACGAACGAUCACCCCGUACAAGGCGCCACAGCAGCCGGGAUGAGUUUUCAUCUCGCUCGCCAAGCCUUUGCAAAGAUUACGGUCCAAUAGUGGGGAGCGGUGGAAGUGGAAGCGUUGGGUUGAGCGGUACCAGCGGAGGAAGCAAACAGCGCGAACAGUGGUCACGCAGUCCGGACUAUGGUGAACAGCAGACAGCUCCACCGUCCCAUCCCCCGCUGCCACCACCGACUCCUUCCUCCUCGGGUUCGGUUGCGCAUCGCUCGUCAAGGCGGUUGCGCAGCGGUUCGUUCGAACGACUCCGUCGUGAACCGUCGUUCGAGCGGAUGGAGAAAGAGGACCGACGGCCCCGUCCCAGAUCACCGAUCGAUUCACCGAGACGGCCACGCUCACCCGAUCGUAACGAAUCAUCACCGGACGAGGAAGAGGUGGUCGACGAUGUCGAGGACGUGGAAGACGAUCUCGAUGACGAUAUCGAAAUGGACGGUAGCUUUCAUCGGGCGAACGGCGGCAAAUAUGGUGGCAAGCGCGGCAUCCUUAUGAUGGAACCGUCCAUCGAAACAAUCCGCCAGCAACAGCCAGUACAGUCGGCAAAGCAGCAUUCAUCCUCCAGCCGUGGUUCGUCGCAACAUCCGCAUCAGCACCAUCAUCAGCAUGCCCAUCAUCACUAUCAGCAUGGGCACGCACAUCAGCAUCAUUCCAGCCAGCAUCAGCUACCAUCCCAUCAUCACCAUCAUCCGCAACAGCAGCAACCGUCGGAACGUGUUAUCUCACCACCACCGCAGGUGCAUCUUCCGCCGGUAUGCGAUACGGUAUCCGCUACCAUUACACCGGUAGCGUCCCCAACGACGAUGCUGAUCACGCGGGCCACCACCAUACCGGACGAGGAUGCCAUUUCCGUGACGGAACAGUUCGAGCCGAUAUUGAGCGAUGAAGAAAUACCGGAAGAUUUUGACUACGAGCAGGAUGGUGGGGUUGGUAGUGUUGGUGGUGGUGCAGCGGUAACGGGUGGACACGCUAGCGCCGGAUACGAUCCAGUCGACGAAGUGCUUAACAAACAAUUCGAUCCAUUCUCGAUCACACUCGAACGUUACGUUCAUCCCAGUACGAAGGGUGAGGAACCGGAUCUGGUCCGUCAGCUUGGCCACGGCGAACAGAAGCUGAUGCGUCAGUUAGAGCAGCUGCUCGGUCAGAGCCGGUACGGCCGUGAGGCAACCGCCUCAUUCGAGCAAGAAAGUGCCGAAUGGAAGGAACGAUUCGUUGACUACGCCGAACAGCUCGUGCACGUACUGGGCCAACUACUAGCGAAAGAUGACGUGCGGGACGCUUUCCAGCAGCAGCUCGAACGCUGGAUACUUUCCCAAUGGCCCGGCGUAACAGAUCGGCUCGUUAACUGCAUCUGCGUCGGGUUGGAUUUCGAGCGUGCGAUGGUACAACCGCAACCGGCGUUCAAACUACGCCACAUGAAGAGUGGCAUCCGGCUGGCCGAAUUUCUCGGCCCGCACGAACCAUUCGUUGGCCUGCUGCUGCACACCCAGGACCAUUUCAAUCUGUUCGAUCGGCUGCUGGGAUUGUACUCCCAGCCGCACAUGGCACUUUCGAUCAAGCUGAUGAUAAUACGCACCAUCUACGCGUGCUUGGAUACACGGAACGCGAUCCAUUACUUUCUGUCCCCUUCGUACAACGGGUAUCAGAUACUGCUCGAUCUACUGCAGGAGAAUCCAUCGACGCGUAUCAGCUUUGCGCUCAAGUCGUUGCUGCGCAAAAUUUCACUGUACGAAAAUCUCGAACUCAUUCACGGUACGAUCGAGCAGCUGUACGUGCGCGCUGGGGAAGCGGACCGGAAGGAAAGGCAAACGACGGAACGGCACACCAGCACCGAUCAGGAGCUGCUGGAACUGUUGCGUAGCGCCCUAACCGAGUUGACGAGUGCAAUUUCGCUGCACGAAGUGUCGCUGGCGCAACCGAAACGGUUUCUACCGGUGUCGGCCAAGUUCGAGAUACACAAGGAUAUUGCAUCGUCGCUGAAUGUAAGCCGUACCGUGGUGCAGUUUUUUAAGAUACACCGGCUGGUGGAAUCGAUGGUGUUGCUGCUCGAUCUGCACGUUACGCCGCCGGCGUUGUGUGAGCUAAUUUACAAUCUGCUCGCCUGUAUGCUGAAAAGCAUACCGAAGCUUCGCUACCUGGUUGAUUGUCUGCCGUACACGAAUCUGUUACUACGGUGGCUUUUCCAGCGGCUGCCAGCGUCGGUGCAUCCGGCCUGUGAGGAAGGUCCGGCACAGUUGCUGGUGCCGGACGAUAUGCCCAUUGCCGAACUGUCCCGACCGCAACUGUUGGGGGUGGAGUUGGUGUACAAGGUGCAAACCAUCUACCAUCUGGAUGCAAUCGCCGGUACGUGUGUGGUGCGCGACACAAUGGCCGGCCCUCGCAGCGCCGACGAGAUCGAACUGGAACGGGAUCGUUUGGUGGAAAAUUUGCACGAUCUGUACGAGCUGUCGUGUGGUCCUGGGAGACGUUUCGUCGUGGAGGUACUGUCGAUGGAUGAUAAUCUGGCCGUGUUGCUCGAACUGAUCGAAAAAGAGCAACGUGCGAUAGCGAAGGAAGAGAGCGGGAGUAUGCUUACCGCUGCGGCUACCAAGCACAAAUCUCCCAUCAUCGGUUACUGUGUGGAUCUGGUUGAUUGUACCGUCCGGCAUGGUGAAGCGGUUGGCUAUCUGGCACAGCACGGUCCGGCACUGCUGGCGCUGGUGAAACAGCACGAACAGUUCGAACCGGGCGUUAGUGCCACGCUGCACGAGCUUGCCGUCUAUCUGAAACCGCUCGAACUGCACGAUCUGUUCGCGUACAUCGAUAUUGGACCGCUGGUGGAGUUGAUGCGCCGAAGUUUGGAGUACGUUACCGCAUUUCCGGGUGAUCUCAUAACGGCGCUCCGAUUGGUGCGGCUGCUCGGCAUACCACCGUACGACGAUUACGAGCAGCCGGGCGGACAUGCCGAGUUCAAGUACAAGUACACGCUGCUUCAGUUUUAUUCGGCCGACGGUCAGGCGCUGCUGCUUGCCAUUUUGGACAAGCUGACGCAUCAUUUCGAUCAGCCCGCAAUACACACAUCGAGCCUGGCAAGUCAACAGGGUGUGCUGCUAACGCAGCUACUCUGCCCGCUCGUUUACAUCCUGCGCAAACUCGUCACCUAUCUGAUCGAGUGCCGCAACACGGAGUUCCGGGAUCUGACGCUGAUCGAACCGCUGCUGCGCACCUACACGCUCAUGCAGUGCGUACCGAUACAUUCGGCGGCCGGACCGGACGCACGGCAGGUACAGCGGGAAGCGGUACGGAUACUGCUUGCCUACACGCAACCGACACCGCCCGAAGGGCUCGACACGAACAACGUGCAUCGCAGCCUGUGGACGCAGAUGGUCGGCGAGCUGGUACGGUUUACGCUGGCCGGGCCGAAUUAUUUCCUGCCCGGGUUGCUGGUGCUGUCGGAGUUGUUACCGCUGCCGUUACCGAUACACUGCCGGCAGCCGUUACUACCGGCCGAGCUUAGCCGGCUGAUUCAGGAGCGUCAGCUAUGGUCCGCUCAUCUUCAUCCGCAAAGUCCGGCCAUCGGGGAAUUGAUUCAAACGCUCUGUACCUCGAGCUAUACGCCGAUGCUGGCCGUGCUUAGUCGCGUGUGUUUGCAGCUUUCUGAUCUGGCACCGAACAUGACGCUACUGAUAUCGAAAUCAUUGGCCGAUCUGAUCGUACAGGAGCAGCUAUUACCGGGCGGUUUAGCCAGCACAAGCCAUGCACGGUUGGUAAGCUUCCUCGCAACGUUGGUGUGCCAUGCGUCGGUGAAGAUUUCGGUACUCUCCAUACUGCCGGGACGCAUCAUGGACAUACUUAUGGGUGUGUUGCUCAACCCGGGCCAAACACCUGCCCACCAGCAAACGCAACAACACAUCUACCUAACGUUCCAAAGUUUGUUCGACGCCGAAAUAGCGCUCAUGUUCGGCGGCGCCAUCGAUCCCGCGUUGCAGUUAGCCUGUUCGCUACCACCGAAAGACAUCAUCGAAUCGUUCUGUGUUGCGUGUGCAACUAACGUGUCCUGCAUAGACAUCGGACUGGGUGUACUAAUGGCCGCCCUACGCACAAUGUUGCUAUUAAUCGAACACGAUACCACAUACGUCAUACUGAUGUCGAACAUGAUGCGCAAACGGGAUGGAUGGUGUGCAGUGUUAAACAAAUUUAUGCGCAAAGCAAAGGAAAGUCCAGCCACGUAUAGGGCGUUGUUUGCACUGUUGAGUGACUUCUGGCGCUCGCUGGUCACGUUCGAGCACGAUGGUUGUGUGAAUUUGCCGAAGCGCACGGUAAAACUUCCGCUGGAACAACUCGGCCAGCUGAUGCCGCUGUACGUGGAAGGCGAUGAGGAUGUGUUGCAGCUAACGCUUUCAUACGUUGACGAUCUUUUGGCACUGUUUGGUACGGGUGGUUCCCAAGAAAUGGCGGACAGCAAGGAAUGUCCGACGGAGGUGAAUGGUUCAGCGACUGAUGCAACUGGGCCGGCACAAACAACAACGACAACGGACAGUUUGGUCGAUAACCUUACCUUCCUGCAGGCGCAGUUAAAGGCGGAACUCUCCAGCGCGAAGACGUCCCAAACCAAGGUAGUUACAGCCCCGAUCGACUGGAGUACGGUUACCGUUGAUCCGCUGCCGCAAGCCGAAGGUAUCGUAACGCAGUACGGUUCGCGCAGCGUUUACCUGCUGAGCGAAGAGUGCGAGGAACAGCUGAAGGCAACGGAAUGGUUCGGUUUCUCACCGUGCGAUGACGAUCUAGAGCGUGAGCAGAUACCCUGCGACCUGCAGGAUCUCGCCAAGGUGUGCCUGUCGGGCGACACAAACCUAACAGCGGAUUGUAAACGUUUGCUGCAUCUGUCCGCAUCACCACACUCCAACCGGGACCGUCUAACAACGGCACCGUGCUUCCGGACACGCCGCGUUGAAGUGGAACCGAGCACGGGACGGCCGGAGAAGAAAAUUUUCGCAACACCGUUGCGAGGUCGUGGAUUUUCGCGCACUCCCACCACCCGGGGUGAUCUGUUCCGUUCCCGACCACCAAACACUUCCCGGCCACCCUCGCUGCAUGUGGAUGAUUUUCUUGCGCUGGAAACGUGCGGUGCACAACCAACCGGACCAACCGGGUACAAUAAACUAUCGCGCGAUAUCAUCACAAUCCGGGGCACUAACCGGAGCCGCGGACGUAACUUUCCCGAUCGUGGUGCCCGGUCCGGUGGUGGUGGUGGAGCUGGCGGUGCCAACUCGAAUGGUAGUGGUGGUUCCGGUGGUAAUGGUGGCCACUGGCAAAGUGCAUCUAGUGGGAAUAGUGGCGGUAAUGGAGGGGGCGGUGUUGGCGGUGGUUCCAACUGUUGGUCGUCGGCUGGUUCGUCCCAGAUGCACGAUGGUGGUAGCGGUGGCGGUAAUGGCCCGGGGGGUGGUAAACACUUUGGCCACGGGCUGUCCGGCGGAGGUGUCGGACCUGUCGGUACGGGGGGUGGCGGUAGUGGCGGAGGCGGUGGCAACAGUGGUCACUAUCGCGACCCGCCCAGCCAUUUCGGUGGUUCGCAACGUUCCCGUUCCGGUCGUGGGUUUAACCGGUACAGCGUACGGAUCUAUACCCGGCAGCUGAACUGAACGAUUCAUUGAGAUAUGGUUGCGCUAAGGUAAUGAUGAUACAUUUGCUAACAAAAUUAACACGCGUUAGGUUUUAGGCAAGAGCUUGUGCUUAGGUUUUUCAUUAAAAUUAGUUUCCAUCUUUGCUAUUGAUGGGUCGAUUAUGAAUGAGGUUUUACUACCGUGAUUCUUUAGGUAUACUAGACCAAAUUUCGAAACCAUGUAAAUCCUGUGUAACUAUGAUAAUUGUGCAAUUAUUUUUAGGAGAAUUCCUUACAGCUUUGUUGUGAAUAUCAAAGAUUUACAUUUGCUACACAAAACAGAACAUUUUCGAAAAUUUUUGCAAUAUGAAUUCAAAUAAGACCGCUCAUUGCCGUCAUUUUUUUUUGGCAAACAUUAAGCAUUCGUAAAUUGUGAUAAUAACUUCGAAGACUUUGGAUUCUCGACCUCUAUUAAACCCCUAAUGGUAAUGCAUACUGAUAAUUGUCGAACCAUUCGAAAGUGGAUCGUACAAUUGAUUGCAACCAUGCUUUAUGUUAGUUUUUAAAGAUAUAUAAACCUUUUUUUUCUUAUUCAGAUCAUAGAAUUUAAAGCAAAUAAUUAGUAUUCUUGAGUUUUUUAGUGUUCCCGUAACGAUAAUAUUACUCGCAGCGUAGAUUCAGUCAGGCUUCUGAUGUUAGGUUUUACACUUUUCCCCUCUUCUUUAUUAAAUUAACCCUAUCCACGAUAAUUAAACAAAAACAAUAAUUUUUUGCUACUGUUCCGGCUGCUUUGUACAGUUGGGUAGCCUGGUUGACAGUUAGCAAUAGCGUGUAAGGAGGAUCGUUUAUACGAUCUUAGAUAAGUAUUCAAUUUUAUUAAAAAGAUGGAUAGGGUCGAUCAAUCGUAGUUCCCUUUCUUCACCUUGCCAUAGUUCAAGCGUUGGCAUAAAAAGAAUACAGCGACAGUGAUUGAUUUAGUUCUUUUCGAUCAACAGAAGUAGGGAACGGUGUGAAAGCUGUAAGCUGAAGUUGCUAGACCAGAAUACAUGUGUCUGUGUUUUUCCCCCUAUAACAUUAUUAACAUUAACAAUGUAACCUGAAUAUUUUGGAUUAACCUGUACAACGCUCUAACAUAAAUUCUCUUUUAAUACAAUCCUCCGAAAUUUUGUCCGAAAUUAUCUAAAAAAAACCGUGUUACUAACCGUGACUAAUUAAAAUAUUAAUAUUUUGUGCCAACAUUUGGUCUAUCCUUUCUAUUUUAUAUUUUAAUUUAAGCUUUUCUUUAUCUUAAGUGUCCUUGGAGACCAACUAUGCGUAAACGAAAGGUUAUAUUUGCUAUUGUUUCGGUUCAGUUGUACAGUUCAGAGCCACGUAAACAGAUUGCAAUAGCAUAUAAAUUGAUUAUACGUUUUAGAUAAGGUUCUUUUGUUUAAGUUUGUAAAUAAUCACUGGUUUUGGGCUACUCUUUAAUUAUUGUAAUAGGCAAGCAAUUGAGAAGGAUUUAUUCAGAUGGAAUGUCUAACGAGCAAUCCAUAUUCUCUAGUUUGUUAUCGAUUCAAAACCUGCUUGUUUUGCUUCGAAAUUUAAGUUUAUGUUUCACUUUUUCCCAUCUAUACAAAAUUACCUAUCCAUCUGCAGCUCCAACGCGCGUCCAUAAAAAGCACCCUAACUUUGUGAAUGUUUCGGCCGCUUUGUACAGACGGCGCGCCGUGACAGAGAGCAAUAGCAAUGUAAGGUGGAUCGUUUAUACGAUUUUAGGUAAAGCUCUUUAAAUUUAAAUUAAGAUGGAUAGGGUCGAUCCAUCAUGGCUGCGGCCUGCUAUCAAGCAUUUGCAUUGAAUGCUGUGAGAGUGAUGGAUUUAGUUUUUCGAUUAUCAUAUUUCAAGAAACUGAUAUUGCAACUUUGCUCUUUUCGGAUCUACUCAAGAUGACUUUAGUGUCCAUUUCACAUUAGAACUAAUUUCGAAAUUCCCGAUAAACCUUCAAAAUUGUGUAUUCAUUUCUGAAAAAUUUCUGAAGAAUUUUCUAAAUUCUUCUAAAUUUUAAAUUUUGGUAGAAACCACUAACAACUAAUGCAAAUAUAGGACAUUAGGAAAUUGUGAAAGAUCCUUCUGAAGCUUUAAACCUUCUACCUCUAUUUAACCUAAGUUUUAAUUUAAUGUAAAUAUAUUUUGCACCAAAUACUGUUUACAAUACUGCACCGAUAGAAUGUAAUUCAAGUAACGAAUACUGUUGUGCUUGUUUUCGGUUGAGAUACGAUAUUACGAGCUACAGCAUAAGUGUUAAGUUAAUUUUUCUUCCCCUUCCUUUCUCCUGUCCUUUGCGAAAUUACCUUAUCCAGUAAAAUUUAUUUCUAGUCAAUUCUUGUUCCGGCUACUUUGCACAGAAGUCGAGCUUGAUUGACAGAUAGCAAUAAGAUACGAUGUUAGGUUAAGUUUUAUUACAAAAAAAAUUGGAUAAGGUCGAUCUGUCACGGCUCCAUUUCUUCGCCAUGCAGUUGAAGCAUCGGCAGAAAAAGAAUGCUGCGAGUGUGAUUGGAUUUAGUUUUUCGACAUCAACAUAUUUCAAGAAGUUGCUCGUGCAGCUUUGCUCUUUUGCUUUUCCUAUUUCUUUUAUGCUUAAGUUCAUUUUCCGGAUGCUUCACCACCGGAUGCUGGGUCACGAAAACGGUGAAUUUGCUAUUUGUAUCGGUUACAACAUUGUUGAGCCAGCAAGAUAUAAAAGCAAUAGGAAGAUAGAUCGUUUCACGAUCGAUUCUGGAUAUGUUAGGAUUAGACAAGAAUUAUAGUUGCACAGGGUCUUAAUUUAUCUCAAUGGAGCGCAAGUCGUGUCCAUCAGUCUGCAAUUCGAGGAAGCUGUUCGGCCAAAUACACCCAAAGUCAUGAAGAAUAUCUCAUCUGAAUCGACCACCUUAGCAAAGACUUCACCAUACGGCUACAUGCUUCACAAAAAUGCAAUGAUCCAUACCAUAGUUAGUUUUUUAAAGUAAAAUAUCGAUUUUUUUAUCGGCUUUUUCAACACUAUUCAAAAAAAUCAUACUUAGACAGCUUUCAACUACUUGUACAGUGCAAUGCACCAUCAAUAAUAGUAGUAGCGGCAACCAUUCAACAAUCAUGACGUUCAAGCGGCACACCAAGGGAAGAUGUUGGCCGAAAUGAUGGGAUCGUUAAUGUUAAGAUAAAAUAUAUGAUAACAGUUUAGCAAUAAGAUAAGGAAAAGUGUGACUAUACAAUGUUUUGGGUUGGCAAAACAUUAUAUUUAACGUGCACAGCAGUGUCAUUCAAAUUUGUUGAAAAUUCAUUUGGCAUACAAUUUAUUAUGUGUAAAAAAAAAGUUUCACUACUGCUUCAGAACGAGCGAUCAAGAACAAACGAGAAAUGCAAUCGCAACAAAAGAGAAAUGCAAUCGCAAAAAAAAGAAAACCUAAAACAAAUACACAGCAAAAAUGCUGUACAUAAGAAAGGAAAUUAGCAACAGAAUAAGAUAGAAAACGAAAAUUUUAUUACGAAGAAGCAACCUCACAUAUAUUUACAUAUAAUGCCGGUAAAUUGGUUUGUUAAAUGUCACUUUAGAAAUUCAUUUUUAAAAUUUAAAACAAGUAAAAUCUUUACAAAACUGCUGUAAAAAGGAAGAAUCUGCUGAAGAAUGAAAAUAGAAACAAAAACAAACAGGGAAUUCAGAAAAAUUUACAUCAUGGAACAGUAAAAUAGUAUAGAAAAAAACUUUAAUUAACCAAAAGUUACAAAUUUAUAGCAGCGGUAGAAAAAAUAUCAAUCAUUUAUUUGACAUUAGGGAAUUUUUAUUCUUUUUAUUAAACAAUUUUCUACACAAAAAUGAAUUACCGUCAUCAAACAUAUUAAAAAUUAUUUAAUUUCCUUCAAAAGAGUAUUUGAAAUUACCUUCCGUUAAAGCAAUAGAUAUUUGAAAAUAAAUAUUAACAGUCAACACAUACCGUAAGCAGCAGUGGCUUGUAUGCUUAACAUUAAAACAAUAAAAACCGGUUUUAGCACUAGUA